Acanthoscelides obtectus is the source of this 426-nucleotide messenger RNA. The record is from the annotation of a GenBank genome assembly. Lineage: Eukaryota; Metazoa; Arthropoda; Insecta; Coleoptera; Chrysomelidae.
AUGAAAAGUGUUUCGUUUCUAACGGCCGUAUUUACCAUUCCCUAACGGACUGUUAAAUUAUUCAACACAAUCAUUAUUAAAUCCCUUUUUAGUAUCCACCAUCAACACAUCAUAGCAAACAGUCUGUUAAAGUCAUGGAUAAGUUAACAGCGCGAUGUUGGACUGAAUCUUCGGAAACAGACACGAGUGACAUUGAAGAUAUCCCUAGAGAAAGAAUUGUAAGAACUAGGAGGUCUCCCUUGAUUGAACUAGAUGAUUUGGAGUUCAGAAUCAGAUUUAGAAUGAAUAAAAAUACAUUUAGGCGACUGGAAACUGUAUCCCAAAAUGUUACAGAACCGAUAAAUGAAAGGAACCAGCCAAUCUCAAAAGAAAACCAAAUCUGAUAUGGGGGCUAAAACUUGAAACUACGUGUGAGGUUAUUGUGGC